AUGAGUGAAUGGGUAAAAAAAGAAUAUGGAGAUGUUUUCACAUUCACUCAUAAUGAAAAAUAUCCCGUUCCAACUCUAAACGAAUUUAUGGAAUUCAAGAAGACUCUCGAUGAUGACGAAGGAUGGACUCUUGAUCAAGACAAAAACGAUACUAAGGUAUUAUUCAGAGAUGCAGCAAAUGAAAGUGUAUUACAAAUUAAACUUAAAUCAAUGGCCUUACAUGAUAUUCCUGUUGAUGUAUUACAUGAUGUAAUUCAAGACCCACAAUUUAGAACUGAAUGGGAUACUUCAAUGAAGGAACAACGUCUUGUUGAACAAAUUGAUGAAAAUACAGAAAUUGGUUAUUACAGUGUAAAAAUGCCUUUUACAGUAGCUAACCGUGAUUGGGUUAAUAUGAGAUCAUGGUGGUUCAAUGAAGACAAAUCUUUGUAUAUUAUUAUGAAUCAUUCAGUAGAACAUGAUAAAGUACCUGUUGACAAAAAUUUUGUUCGUGCUCAAAGUCUUAAAACUGGCUAUAUUAUUGAAAAAACACCAGAGGGAACUAAACUUAGUUUCUUUAGUUGGAAUUCAUGGAAUGGAUGGAUUCCUACAUGGGUUGUUAAUAAAGCGACUAAGAGUAUGAUUGGUCAAGUUAUUGUUGACUUAAAAAAAGCUUGUACCAAAUAUCCUGAAUGGAAAAAAAAUCAUUGUCCUGAAGAAAAAUAUUGGAUGAGUGAAGGUAAAGUUAUUCUCGAAUCAAAAAAGAAACAAGAAGAAUAA
Entamoeba dispar SAW760 is the source of this 759-nucleotide messenger RNA. RefSeq names its product phosphatidylcholine transfer protein, putative. The coding region runs from base 1 to 759 and encodes 252 amino acids. Gene Ontology annotation, molecular function: lipid binding. NCBI's taxonomy places the organism in Eukaryota, Evosea, Mastigamoebida, Endamoebidae. The transcript is spliced from 2 exons. The record is from RefSeq and is a predicted model, not a curated record.